AUGGAAUAAUUUACUCCCCGUAGAAACGACACUGAAUUAGAAAAUUCUAGUCUAGUUGAGUUACAGUAAGAUGACAAUGCUCAUCAAAGACCAGACCCAGAAAGACUGAAGGAUAAAAGUAGAAAUAAUUCUAGGAUCUAUCAUCCUAGGGAAAAAUACUCUCAGUUGUAAAAUGAUCAAUAUAGUAGCAUGAAUGAGCCUCCUAGAAGAGCAACUACUAAGCGCUAGGGUGAUUAAGAUCUAAGUCGCUAAGAUAGCUAUGAGGAUCUGCAAAGAUUAUUGGAUAAAUAGGCUCCACCUGUGCCCUAAGGAUGGGACUAUUUGACUCUGCCUCGUAGAGUAAAUUUAAAAAGAGUCUAGGAGCCUGUAACUAAGAUCCUAGACGAUUACUUUGAACCUGUUAGAUAAAUUACUUAUCCACUAGCACCAAAAGGAAUAGUCUAUGCAAUAGGACUUGUUUUUGUUACUCUAUGCUUUACAUUGCUAAGUGUAUUGGUUUUUAGAUGGAGAGAGCACUCUAUUUGGUUCGUAGUUGGCUUAGAUGUUAUUUACUCCCUACUCUUUAUGGUUCUUAUUGCCAAAGGAAAAGCUGAGAUAAAUGAGGAAAAGAAAGGAGCUUAAGCUAAAUGCGAGAAAUAAAAAAGCAAGGACCUUAAGGACUUAGAAGAAGAAACUAAGGAAUAUGAGGAAAAUGUGAAGAAGGAAUUCGUGUACUUUGAGUUCAUUAACGUGAUCAGAAACUACUCAAGAAGAUUAAUGGUUAGAACUGACAUGGAUACUCAGCAAAAGAAGUUCCACUACAUCCUUGAUGAGAUGAGAGACAUUCUCUUUCAAAACCCUAAAUUCUGCGUAAGAUUCCUCAAUGAAGAAAUAAGAAACUCUGAUAUCUAUAUUGAGGGCUCAGAAUUUAGAAGACUAGCAACUGUGAAAGAAAUAUUUGGAACACAUUUAGCUUUACUUUGGAUGAGUGUAAAGAACCUGAGAAGAGCCUAACUUCAUGGAGAAUACUCUGAUGAUGACUUGGCAAAGCUGCAAAGCAUUAGAAAGUCAGUGCUAACUCUGACCUCCAACCAUCAUGUCAUUACUAAUAUUAUGGAGCUAGUAAACUUCGUCCUUAAUCAAGAUCAUUAAAGACUUUACACUUUCGAGGAAGUAGAAUAGAUUCUUAAUAAUUUUGAUUGCGAUUUCAAUAGCUAAACUGCUGUCAAGAAAAUUAAGCAAGUUCAGACUCUGUAUUCUGCUAUGCAACUAUUUUUCCAAAGGAAGGCUGGAGUUAAAAAGCUAAGAAAGGAGGAAGAAUCUGAUGAUGACUAUAUUGGCUCACCCCAAAAAGUUAUUAGAGAUCCAGACAUGGUAAUUAAAUUCUCUGAAAUCAAGGAAAAAGAUUCACCACUAAGAGUUGGUGCAUAAGGAGGGAGAGUUGGAAGACCUACAGGAGAUAAGAGACAAAAUGAAAACGACCACGAAGUGAAAACUGAAGAGUCAAAUGUUUCAGCUGAGCAAGUUCAUAUUGCCGAGGCUGAUGAUGAUUUCAUAGCUUUGCAAUAGACUCUACAAGAAAAUGAUGAUAUGUGGGAAUUCGGUUCAUAUUCUGAGAAUCUCAAGGUUCAAAAGAGAAGAGGUAUGAAUGGUCAAAGCGUUCACAUCAGAUGUAUAGCCAUCCUACCUAAGAUCCCCAAGCAAGUUGCAUUCAGCUGCUAUGCUGAUAAUAAGAUCAGAAAGAGAUGGGAUAGAAUGAUCUAAAACUUCACAGUUGUUGAAGAAGAUGAAGAGAAAGGCAAUAGUGUUAUAUACUACAUGGUCAAGACUCCAUCCUUUAUUCAAACAAGAGAUGCCCUUUUAGAGAAGAAAAUAAUUAAGGGUUUCCCAACUGACGGAGCUUUAUCAAUUCAUUUUAAAAGUACAACUCACCAUAAUAUUCCAGAAGAUCCAACUAAAUGCCUUAGAAUUGAUGUUUCUAGCUUUGGAAUGGUAUUUGAAGAUGCACCAGACAAGAUGGGUACUAAACUGUCCUGGGUUUUGCAUAAUGACAUUAGAGGCUGCGUUCCUAAGUCCCUCAUUAACUCAAGAGCUCUUAAGAACCCUAAGUUAAUGAUCUAGGAACUCACCUCAGCCUGCCAAAAAUUGAUGACGAAUACUUUGCUUUGA
Stylonychia lemnae is the source of this 2148-nucleotide messenger RNA. The record is from the annotation of a GenBank genome assembly. Lineage: Eukaryota; Ciliophora; Spirotrichea; Sporadotrichida; Oxytrichidae.